AUGGUCUGUUUGGGCCAAUGGGCUGGAAUUAAGGCGCGACAGCAUACAACACCGCCUGGAGCAUCUCCUGCCGUUGCCAAUGGAUACAACUCCUCCGCAUCCGCAGUCAAUGCUAUCUUCUUGAUGUUCAACAUAUUCUGCAUCAGCGUUCUUCGAGCCAUUCGACCGGCAUUCACUAUCCCCGGAAUUCAAUAUACCAUCUUCGUUAUGGUUGGUUUCGUUUAUGGACCGCAGGAAUCGACAGUGGACCGUAGCCAACAGUUCCUGAAAGAGUUGUUAUACAGUUUUCUUACCGGACAGGCAAUUUCUGCAGGGGUUUCGCUGCUCGUCAUUCCGGUAUCCUCCAGGAAGGUCUUCUUUGGUGAAGUCACGGGGUUCCUGCAAACCUGCAGAGGUCUCUUGCAGGUGCAAUUAGGGUUUAUAAAGGUCCUGCACCAUUCAGCGCUUUCCAGCUCUGCCGGAGAACCUGGAGGUACCAAUGCAACGACCAGUGGAGCUGAACGCAACAUAAAAUCUUCUGCCUUAAAAUCAACAUCAUCAGGUCUUCUCUCCUUAGGGGCUAAACUCCAAGAAGACGUUAUGUUCGCCAAGCGUGAGAUUGCCUUUGGACAUUUACGCGAAACGGACAUCCACAUGGUACAUGGGCUCCUCAGAGACAUUAUGAUUCCAAUCACCGGCGUCUCCACCAUUGCAGAUAUUGCAGAAAGGGCUCAUUGUCGAUUUGGUGGCGCUGAACCAGGGCAGGCCCUUGAAGCGAGCCCAGACUCAGAGCAGGACGGGUGGCAAGAACUGUUCCAAGGCCUCUCAGUAUCCCUUGAGACCGUUGUCCAAAUCCUCGACGAGAGUAUUUUGCAUACAAUGGUGUUGCUCAAACUCGCACCCAGUCCGAAACAAAAAGGGCCAAGCGAUGUUGAGAUUGGCACAGGGCCACCUAAACCAGGAGACCUCAAAUUCGGAGAUUAUUUGGAAGUGCGGAUUCAAGAUUUCCGGAAAGAUAGAUCCUCCGAGCUUCAGCGAUGGGCAGAAGAGAAAGGCCUAAACUCUGUUUUCAAGAAUACCGCAAAGCACACGAUGCCUCCAGCAAAUCAAGACGACAUAAACUCUGAGACGGAAGCACGAGAAGUCACAGCCUCAAAACGGCUGCAUAUCGUUCUCUAUAUGGAAUUUCUGCUUUACUCGACUGCAAAGGCUAUCUUGUCAAUUGUUCGAUUCGCGGAAUCGAAGGUUUCGGAUGGAACAAUGACGAAGAAGCGCUUCAUUUUCCCUGCAUCCAAGACCCUGAUUAAGAUCAUUCAAGGCCUUGUCAAUGGUGAUGAGCCUGGGCCUGAUACGGAGGACAUGGAAGCACUAGGUGAAACAGUCUCUCUUGGAGACUCUUUCCAGAAACCAAAGGAUCCUGAGCAUUUACCCCCCAAAAAUGCUAGACAAGCUUUGGGUGAACAUCUUGGAGUUAUCCCAAAGUUCCUGGGAAGUGAUGCCGUGAGGUUCGGUGUCAGGGUUACCAUUGCAACCAUGAGUAUUGGUAUCAUGGCUUAUCUAAAGAAUAGCCACGUUUUCUUUAUCAAACAGAGAGUCGUGUGGGCUUUGGUCAUGAUAGCCAUUGGAAUGAGCCCAACAUCGGGAAGUGCUGUCUUCAACAUGCUUGGUAAUACGACUUGCACUCUCUUUGGGAUGAUUGGGUCUUUCAUCAAUUGGUAUAUGGUCGACGGAAAGACUGCUGGCGUCAUAGUGUUCUUCUUUUUCUUUCUAAUGUUCUAUUUCUACUUUGCUGCCAAGUUUCCCCGAUUUCUCGUAGCUAUUGUUGCAGGCGCACUUACUCACGUUUUGAUUAUUGGGUACGAGUUGCAAGUUCGUGUAAUAGGAAUUAAGAUUGCAACAUCUACAGGGCAGGAGUUCUAUCCCAUCUACAAAUUAGCACCAUUUCGACUUCUCACAGUGGCGGGAGGAUGCUUCGUUGCCUAUAUAUGGACCAUCUUCCCUGUCCCCAUCACCGAAGGGUCGGUUCUUCGCAGAGACCUUGGUGUUUCCUUAUAUCUGCUUGCCAACUAUGUCAGCGCAGUCACCGCAACUGUCGACGAACGACUGACACAACCAGACGGAGACAUGAGCCGGAGACUUUCCAAAUUGCGCCAUGAAAUUUUGGCCAAGCAGAUAGUAUUGGUCAUUUCGAUGAGGCAAAAUUUAUCAUUCCUUGCCUGGGAGCCACGAUUGGGUGGCGAUUUUCCUAAGGACGUCUACAAGUCCAUUAUUGACGAGCUUCAGGAUGUGAUUAGUUACCUCACCAUCAUAUCAUACGCUUCAGAAAGCUUCAGAACUUUAAGAGAGGACCCCCAAACAUCGAAUUGGCUUUCACAAUUUGCACGAUCUAGAUCAGACAGCGGCAAUAUAUCCCACAAAAUCACCUCCCUCCUUGCACUCCUCUCGGCAUCUGCACUCAAUGGUCACGCUCUUCCUCCUUACCUGAAAGCUCCCAUUGACGUUCGAUUCUCAUCCGACGACUUAGUCGACGAACAAACACAUGUUCUUGAUCUCCAAAAUCUCAACGAGCCUGGGUUCCGAGCAAUUGCAGUCAUAGAGGUCGCUCAAAGGUGCCUGGUUGAUUCUAUCCACAGGAUCGUAGAUCAUGUGAAAGAGCUGGUUGGAGAGGUGGAUUUCAGCUACCGUAUGAAGGAUGUGUCCGAUGCCUCAAGUCUUGGUGGAAAUGGGGAGCGAAAAGAGAAAGUGUACUGA
This is a messenger RNA of Hyaloscypha bicolor E, 2730 nucleotides long. RefSeq lists its product as uncharacterized. The transcript is spliced from 3 exons. Lineage: Eukaryota; Fungi; Ascomycota; Leotiomycetes; Helotiales; Hyaloscyphaceae. Bases 1 to 2730 code for a protein of 909 amino acids. The record is from RefSeq and is a predicted model, not a curated record.